UCUACUUGAUAUUGACGAUCGAUCUCUGGAAGUGGAUGUGCUGUUUUAUUCGCUCUCCACUCUUUGACUAGUAUAAAAUGAUCGGAUAUUCUCACACGAGGCACAUUUGGCUUGGGGAUUAGUUAAAAAAAUACAUCUAUAUAUAAUUCAGCGAUGAACAUUAAGGUUUAGAAUAAUAUUUCAAAUUGUAUGUGUAAAAGGAUUUAACACUAAAAGGGAUAUUUUGUCUUCGAUUUCAACGAAGAUUUGCGGAGAUUUGGAAAUAUGUUAGAUUUGAGAUUGCUUGCUCAAUACUUCACUAUGGCUGCUGUUAUUAUCAGCCUGACUAUCAUACUUCAAGUGUCUUAUAAAGUAUCAGCAUACCAGGGAUUAGAGGAGCUAAAUGCUUUGGAAGCUCUGGAAGAAUCAAUGAUAAACAAUGGCGUGCUACAACAUCAGAACAGUGUAGAAGACAGCGACUUUUUACCUACAGACAAAAGGUACGCCAGACUAUCGUAUUACUAUGGAAACCGUGGCAGAGGAAGAAGUAACCGAUAUAAUCAGAACAGAAGCCGACGUUUCCGAUAUUAUCGUUCCAGAUAUUACAAGAACUACUACACACCGUGGAAGAACCUCCCAGACAAUGAGUGCUUUAGACAGAAAUGUCAGACGGACAAAGAUUGCUGCCGAAGAUAUUCAAAAUGUGACGUGAGCGCCAAUAUUUGUUACAACUGUUGGUUCGGGCAUCCAUGUAAGACCUCGCGGGAUUGCUGUGAAAGGUACCCGUACUGUAAUAAAAGCACAUACGGGGGCCGAUGCCAGAAUUGAUUGUUAUUCUGAAAUACGAUUCUAUACAUUGAAACAAAAUUAAAUGAUUUAUUUAUGAAAAAUGGUGCUUUUACUCUCUACCAUUACCGUGUAUGAUUACAUGUCAUGUAAUUGCAAACAUAUUAGAAACAAUAAAUGUUAGUUUUGUUAUAUUUGAAGUAACCAUUAAUGAAAUUUUCAUAAAAAAGCUUCGUUGGAUGUUAUGCUCAUUUCAAAAUAUAAUACUUUGCGGUAAAACUGAUCGUGUGCAUUAAUUGAUGAAAUAAUUUGAUCAUCAUAUUGUUUGACUGUUCCAAUUCAAUCAACCAAAGUGCGCUCUUUGUCAAUAUAUUAUACUGUAGCCCGUAGCAACAAUUGGAGACUCUUUUAUCACGUUAACAGUAGACAAACUUUGCGACAUGCAAACUGACUUUUUAUACACAUAGAAGAAAAUAAAUAUUUAGCAAGCUUGGAUUGUGUAAUGAAACAUUGUUUCGAACUUUCAAAACGGUUCCUUUGUUUUAUCUUAUACGUUUGUGUAGAGCUUAAAAAACAAAACUUGCAAGUAACUUAAAUGGCUCCUGCAUUAAAGAAAUACCAAGGCAGAUGUUAUCCUUAGAUUGCAACAAGUGAUACUCAUUUCAAAUUCUAUAAUAGAAAUAAGGUCAGUAAAAAGGAUACAUUCUGUGAAUUUAGUUUUUUGAUUGAUGUACUUACAAAUUGCUUCAACGUUAACUGUAAACAACAGUUGUUUUUUUUAGUCUGUAUGUUGGGUAUGUCAGUGCUUUUCUUUUUCCAUAGAAACAAAAAAUGUCAAACAAUUUCAUUGCGGUCGUAUGAAUAAUGCUUUUCAAAAUGUCUUAUAUUAAGACUUUUGACUGUUAUAAUAUUCACGUUUAAUGUGUAACUUUCAGUUUCUUAGUGAUCGUAUGCAAUAUUUACAAUCGAAUCAGUGGAUAAAAAAUACAUGACAGGCCUUUAUCUUACGGGGCACUUUCCUUUAGUUUGGGGAAACAACAUGGACAAUUUGCAAAAGGGGGAGAUAUAAAAUGUUAACUGAGUUCUAUGGGAAACUGUAAAAUUUUAAUAGUUUGUCCGUACUGGAUGAGACCUAUAAACGGUUCAUGAAUGGUAUGAAGACUGUUUAAGAUUAAGUAAAUGAUUAUACUACCCAGACAUAAGAUUCUUAUCAUCACGGUUGGCUUUAUUUUAACAAGUGGUCGUAAAUGUUUGAUGAUGAUAUUUAUAAAAAAAGAUUAUUAAAGUUUAAAUAUUUUAUAUUGCUUCAACGAACAAGUGUGUCCAUCUAUUGUAUUUUUGUCCUUACGUUAUUAUAACAAAACAGUUCAAUAAAUACUCAACAAAG
Ruditapes philippinarum (Manila clam) is the source of this 2152-nucleotide messenger RNA. RefSeq lists its product as uncharacterized. NCBI's taxonomy places the organism in Eukaryota, Metazoa, Mollusca, Bivalvia, Venerida, Veneridae. The coding region runs from base 265 to 807 and encodes 180 amino acids. The transcript has 5 exons. The record is from RefSeq and is a predicted model, not a curated record.